This is a messenger RNA of Danaus plexippus (monarch butterfly), 1897 nucleotides long. Its product is annotated as beta-1,3-galactosyltransferase 1-like. Gene Ontology annotation, molecular function: hexosyltransferase activity. Gene Ontology annotation, cellular component: membrane. Lineage: Eukaryota; Metazoa; Arthropoda; Insecta; Lepidoptera; Nymphalidae. The transcript has 6 exons. The record is from RefSeq and is a predicted model, not a curated record. The coding region runs from base 307 to 1344 and encodes 345 amino acids.
GUGGAUAUGUCGAACUGAUACAACGCUUUCUUAGUAUCAUGGAAACGCACCAAUAAGUGAACAUUCCACGUUUAUAUAACAAUAAGUAGAGGAUAUUUUAUCGGAUAUUCAAUUGUGUUGAUGUUAUCUGAACUUAGAGUUCUGUGAUUUUGGAAACUUAUAGUUUUUAGUGCAUUGAUAUUAAGUUUGUAUACUUUUUUCUGCCACAAGGAUGUCGUUAAGAUUUUUUUUAUCGAUUAAUUUCAGACAGACCCUAACAAAUACCCAGUUGUGGCACACUAAGAAUUAAACAAAAUUACCUCAAUUAUGAUGCAGAAGAUGUUAUGCGUAGUCCCUUGCAAGAGACGGAUCAAGAUUCGAUUGGUUCUGGUCACCCUCACCAUCGUCUCUCUGGUUAUUGGUUGGCAUCUGUCAUAUAGAUGUAGCAGUGCACUGUUACCUCCAGAACCUAACCUGGCCCUCGAUCACUUCAGAACAGACAGAAGUUUGAAGAGCUAUCUCGAAAAAAUCAAUAUCCUGAUAGAGCCUUCGAAGGUGGUAUGUCCCACGACAACGCAAUUACUGGUCCUUGUGACAUCAGCCCCUGAUAGGUUCGAACACCGUGACGCGGUCAGAAAUACCUGGGCAUCGCACUUUCCGACUUACUUCAUCAUGGGUCUCCAUGGGAACACCGUCGAGGAUCUGAUGGUAGAAAACUAUGUGGAAGCAAAAAUGUACAGUGACGUCAUCAUAUACAAGUUCAAAGAUCACUACCAGAAUCUGACUCUGAAGACGGCUCUCAUGCUGGAGUGGACGGCUACCAGGUGCCCCACAGACUUGGUGCUGUUCAAGACUGAUGAUGAUGUUCUGGUGAACCCGUGGGUGAUGAAGCAGCUGGUGAAGGAACACGCUGGCCGCGACCUUGUCGGCUACAAGCUACUAAACAAAAAGUUCCAUCGCGACGUGUACAACAAGUGGUUCGUGCCGAGGUGGAUGUUGAAUGAGGAUCACAUCGAGGAAUAUCUCUCGGGGACAGGAUAUCUCAUCAACGGUUAUCACUUGAGGGACAUCUUGGCGACGGCGUACAGGACGCCAAUGAUCAACUUGGAAGACGUGUACUUCACGUACUUGGUGUCGAAACGGAAACUGGGUUUAAACCUGACGCACGACAGAAGGCUGAGUCCCUUCAAGCCGUGGUUGCCGGGCGCCUGCAUGUACUUCAAGUUGGCGUCAUCGCAUAGUCUAUCUCCAGCGGAAAUGACGCAGCACUGGCGGGGCGUCCAGCGGCUGGGACGCGAGUCUGACAUGGGAAAUGACGUCUGCGGCGACGAUGACGUCACCUGGAGCGAAAUGUUCCUGUAUUGAUCUAUAAGAGAAUAUAAUGUUCAUUGUCUAGUUUUGUAAAGACUGAUCCUAUAUGUAUGUGUUCGGAGUAAUUUUAUUUCAACUUGACAUACAAAUAAAAAUUAGUGAGAAUUUAAUUUAUGUUAUAAUAAUAUAUAAUAAUAUGUUGAUAUUUAUUGAAAAUCUGUUUUAUUGAUAUUAAACUAUAUUCUGCGACCAGGUUUUGCCCGUUAAUGAUGAGGUACAGAGAAUUUUGUUUAUACAAAAAACAUAUAUAUUUUUUUAUAACACAAGAAAUUGUUAUCACUUGCCAUUUUAUCAAAGAAUUCCGAUGUUUAAGAUAAGAGUUAAAAUGACGUACUACGGUUAAGUUUAAGGUUAGGUUAAGGUAAGGUACAAAUUACUUAAUUCCUAGAGGAAGAAGGUAAACCAUGUUCUUCAGUGCAAGUGUUUUAUAUGACAUAUAGUUUAAUUUAGUUCUUAUUUUGACUUAAGUAAACAUAUAUAUGUAUGUAUAUAUAGGAAGUUAUGUUUAGCUUAGAUGUAAGUAUUUUUGUAUUAUAAUAAAAGUUUU